AUGCCUCCCGGCCUGCAGCAGAGCGCGACGCAGCGCGUCUCGCAGUGCCUACUCAGCACGAUGUGCUCCCAGCGCGAGGAGCCGGCGCGCCAGAUGUCACAGGCGCAGGAGGACGACCUGCGCGGCUUCUAUGACCAAUUAAUGCGGCGGCUGCAAGCCGACGGCUGGGCGGAGGGUUGGUCGGCCGUCAAGUCGCAGAUUCUCGAAGCGGCGGGGAGCGGCUCGGUGCUGUGUGGCCGGUUUGGGCUGUGCGACAUCGUGGUCGGGCACGAGAAGCGUGGCGGGGUGGAGGGCGAGAACCUGCUCAUCGGCCGCGUGCAGUUCAUCGCGCUCCGCACGGCGCACGAGGUUGCCAUCUUCGACUGCUGGUCCAAGUGCGGCACGAGGACCGUCGAGCGGAGCGACGGGCGCGCGCCGCUGCUCUCGUCUCGGCCCGGCUCGCGCCGCGUGCUCCUGUUCGCGCCGGGCGAGCGGUUCGUGCUCGAGGUCGGCGAGACGGCGCGCGUCACCUUCAACCCGCGGGCUGCGGCUGCGUAG
This is a messenger RNA of Emiliania huxleyi CCMP1516, 537 nucleotides long. RefSeq lists its product as hypothetical. Lineage: Eukaryota; Haptophyta; Isochrysidales; Noelaerhabdaceae. The coding region runs from base 1 to 537 and encodes 178 amino acids. The transcript has 2 exons. The record is from RefSeq and is a predicted model, not a curated record.